Molecule: messenger RNA, 537 nt
Organism: Colletotrichum spaethianum
Lineage: Eukaryota; Fungi; Ascomycota; Sordariomycetes; Glomerellales; Glomerellaceae
Exons: 1
Coding region: 1-537 (178 amino acids)
Source: RefSeq, a predicted model, not a curated record
AUGUCGACCGCAGAUACUUCGACUCAAAUCAUCAGCUUCGAUGGAUCCUCUGUCCCUGGUCAGACGAAAAUCUUUUCCGAGUCGAGCUUCUUCAAAGAGAGACGCGCGCCUACGCUUCCUGCCCCAGCUGAGGUCAGAGCCCGCAACGAGGAGCCGGGCAAUAUCCGUGCUACAAGCUUUGAUCGCCCACCACCCGUCACAUUCCCAUCGCUCGGGUUGCUUGUCAAGUACGGUGGCAAUGUUACAAUUGUCGAGGCUCAGACUCAGAUGAUGGUGCACGAGCGGCUGCAAGGUUUAGUCCCCGUGCCCGAGAUCUUUGGCUGGACCGAGGAUGAUGGGCAGAGGUUUAUUUACAUGUCCUUAAUAGAGGGCGUGACUUUACAAGAAAGAUGGUGCGAUAUGAAUGAAGACGAGAAGCGUGUGAUUUGUGAAGAACUUAAAGGAAUGGUAAAGGAGUUGCGAGCAUUAGAGCAAGACAGCCAUGAUCGAUUUGUUGGUGAGUGGAUUAUCUCGAGUCUACUUUGCAAGCAAUUCUAA